GAGAGAGUUAACGGGCUCCGUGGAGCGGGAUGUCAUAGGGCCCGUGUUUUCUGUCUCUUCUUGUUCACGAUGCACUUUAGGAUUUUGGUAAGAUGCGCGCGUGCUUCCAGAUAACCAGCUUCCUGCUCGCCUUCAGCGUCUGCUGCCAGCGGCUCCGCGCUCAGGAUCCCUCCUGCUGCCAACAUGCUGCUGAGCCGUCACCAUGCAAAGAAGCUUGUGACCAGCUCGCCACCAUUAAGAGUGAGUCACGUCUGAAGCAUCUUCUCCAACGUUUACCCAGUUACUGUCCGGAGUCUAUGAAUGAACUUUGGAUGUGCAUCAACUCUACACUUCCCGGAGUAUCCAGGAAGUCCGACGGCUGGGUGGGGCUGGGCUGCUGUGAGCUGGCCAUCUCCUCCGACUGUCGUAGGGAAUGCAAACAGGCGUUGUCUACAAAUGACAUAACUAAAAUAUGCAAAAAAGUCACAGAGAACUCCCUGUACAGCUGCAUCACUAAAAAUGAAAUGGGUUCGUCGUGCUGCAGCUUCGCAGGCCGUCAUACCACCUGCAGGGAGUACUGCGAGGCUAUCUUCAGGACAGACUCAACCCCAACCGAAUCCCAAAUCAAAGCUGUCAAAGACUAUUGUCAGAGCCACAGCCAUAAACUGGUGGACUGUGUGAACAACUUCACCGAGUCCUACCCCUCUCGCAGCCCUAUAGACAGUUUGCACUGUUGUAAAAGAGCAGAGGCCACUCACUGCCAGAUGGCCUGCCAGCAAAUCCUGCGCACCAUGAAUACGGAGCACGAGAUCAUGGAUAGUCUGAUCAAAGAGUGUGGCUCCCAGCCGCUCCCCCAGGACCCUAUGUGGCAGUGUUUUCUGGGCAGUGCUUACCCUCCUUCUCCACCUGAAGAGGAAACCCCCCAUCCUGUCAAGAUGGACCACGCCAAGCUUCACUGCUGCUCCAAAGCCAACACCUCACUGUGCAGGGAGAUGUGUCAGGAGAUCAGCACCCACUGGGGCACCCAGACCUGGCAGGACUUUGAUCAGCUGUGUGAGUACAACCCAGUAGAGAUGGAGCUCAUCAACUGCCUGGCGGAUGUCCGAGAGCCCUGCCAGCUGGGCUGCAAGGACCUCUCGUACUGCACAAACUUCAACAACCGGCCUACAGAGUUGUUCCGCAGCUGUAACGUCCAGUCGGACCAAGGAGCCAUGAACGACAUCAAGCUGUGGGCCAACGGGACCAUCAAGAUGCCCUUCAUGAACAUUCCUGUCAUGGACAUACGGAAGUGUCUGCCAGACACGUGGAAGGCCGUGGCCUGUUCCCUGCAAAUCAAACCGUGUCACAGCAAGUCCAGAGGGAGCGUCAUAUGCAAGUCAGACUGUGUGGACAUCCUGACCCAGUGUGGGGACAUGAAGCGUUUUCAUGAAGGACAAACACCAGAGAGGAUCUGUGAGCUGCUGUCGCCCGUUGACGACCCUGAACGCUGCAUCCCCCUCCACAGAUAUCUUGUGCCCAGUUCCCUAGGCAACAGCAUUAUGGAGGAGGUCAUCCAUCCAUGCAACCCCAACCCAUGUCCCAGCAACCACCUGUGCCAGGUGAACAGAAAAGGCUGCCUGGAUGACUUGAGCUGUCAGCCAUACCUCUGUGUACCAGGUUGCAAACUGGGCGAGGCUUCAGAGUUCCUGGUGCAGCAGGACUCUCGUAUCCAGGUACCGAGUCGCGACAGGCCUUCUGGUUGCUAUGAGGUCUGCAGCUGUGGUCCCAGUGGCCGCCUAGAGAACUGUGUGGAGAUGCCUUGUGUGGACACCGACAAGCCCUGCAUCAUAGAGGGGCAGAUGAGGAGCCAUGGCACAUCGUUCAGGACAGACUGCAACACCUGUUCCUGCUUCGCUGGAGAAACUAUCUGCUCUACCAGGAAAUGUUCAGAUGACGACCAUCCACACUUUACUGGUCUUCCCUGUGAUUGUCCAGACCACUUCAUCCCAGUGUGUGCCUCUAACGGCCGUACCUAUCCCAGUGGCUGCGUGGCUCGCUGUAUGGGAUUCAAAGACCACCAGUACGUCUUUGGCCAGUGCCACCUCAGUAAUCCCUGCACCAACAAGACCUGCCCAAAGAACCAGAGGUGCGUCCCAAAGCAUCGCGUGUGUCUGAGCAACUCAUCGGAUUGUCCACAGUACCAGUGCGUCAGCCGGCCGGCGACCUGCAACAGGAACAGCUUGGAGCCGGCUUGCGAUACCGACGGCUUGGUCCACCUCAGUCUGUGCCACCUGCAGCAGGCUGGGAAGACGCUGGCCUACAUGGGUCACUGCCAGGACUCCUGCAGGAAGAAACAGAAAGUUUGUGGCCAUAAUGGUGAGACCUACAACACGGUGUGUGACGCCUUCGCCGACCGCGUAGCUGUUGACUACGAGGGCCCCUGCCGAGCCGUAGGGGCUGUGUCCAACAUGGCCCCCGAAUCAGCGUGCAGUUUGGUCACCUGUCCAAUAUUAUCCACUCUAGGCUGCCACCCCAUCACACCACCUGGAGCCUGUUGUCCCAUAUGUGCCAGCAUGCUGCAGAUCCUCUGGAGCAAAAAUCAGAUGGACACUUUCUCAAAGCUGAAUAAGAACCAGCCAGUGACCAUCCACAACGUCCUCCAGAUCCUCCGGCUUCAUGUCUCCGUGCCGCAGUGCGACGUCUUUGGCUACCUAAGUAUUGACCACCAGGUAGUGGUCCUCAUCGCCCCGGUGGACCACCAGCCCACACCGCUGCAGAUCGAAGCCUGCAGCAAGGAAGCAGAGAAAAUUGAUGUCCUUAUCAACUAUGCCAGCCCCACCCUGGUCUCCCACGUGCCCCUCUCCGCCUUCCUCAUCUCUGAGAUCACAACCUCCUCCAUCCACUCCUCUGGGGGCUCACCAGCCUCACCUCUGCCCCCCGGCCUGUGCCUCCUCCUGGCUCUCCUCCUUAUAGCAGCUCCUCAUCUCCACCAGCUUUAAGUGCCCUCUGUCCCCACCCCUCACUUAUCCAGAGUGCUCCAAAGUACCUCAACCCCCAUCCUGGGAGGGCUGCCGUGGAGCCGGAGGAGGCAGCGAUGAUGACAAUCAUUCUUGUUCACUCACCUGCGUUUCAAACAAUCAAGCUGGUGGAAAAGCUUUUAUAAUGAAAACAGUGUUAUUCAGUGAAGAGUUGCUGACUGUGAUGGGCUGGACACACGGGACGCCAUCGUUCGUUCUCCAUUUAUUUCCUGUGGACCUGCAUGAUGAGGUGACAAUGGCUGCCCUCCUCCAGCCAAGUGACAGGCCACAUGAAAUGUUGCGCUCGUUCACGUAGACAUGCACACGGGGCAUGUGACGCGACACAAGAAAAUAGAAAAAUGUUCCAUUUUUGUAGAGCUGUCGCCUGGCACUACAGCGAGGGUUUCACUGACUGACCAAUGAGAGCAGGCUAGACGGCGCUGUCUGCAAACCCUUCCAACAUGGAGGAUCAGUUCAUUCUAGCUCUCUGACUUUCCCAGACUUUUCCAGACUUCACGCAAAGAUUAUAAAGAAGUAAAUAAAAGGCAGCCAUGUGGUGCCUGGGUGAAUUUAUCCAAAUGUAGGUCCUAGAUUGAUCUGGAUCAGCCUGGAGGUCCAUCAGAUGAUGAUGUAACCAUGUUGGUUCCUAGUUAGUAAAACAGGAUGAACCCAGGGCUGUCUUUCUCUUUGGUUCAGUAGAGUCAGCAGCAGAUUUGUGUCAACUCGAGCAAAAUCUCUUCAUCCUUCAGGCCUCGUCUGUCACCUACCGCUUUGAAAAUGUCAAAAUUCCCUUCAGUAUCACAAACAAUUAUAUUUCUUGGAGACAAGCGAUCGUAUAGCGUGUUGCUGCUGCUGUCGCGUCCCGUGUGUCCAGCCCAUGAGAGCGUGUAUGUGUGUGUUUGACUUUGACGAAGCAUUGGCUUCAAACCAGCAGUGUUUUUCUUCUCUGCAAGCUGUGAGGUGGGAAUGUGGAUCAGAUGACCCGUUCCCUCUGCUGCCCAGGCUUUCUGUGUCUUUAAAUGUUCGUAUACACAGACAGUUCUCAACUCAUUUAGCCUCUGGGCCAUGAAGAUGAGGGUCUGCCGCGGCGUGUGGACUGAAGACCUCAACAGUGUUAGUGCCAUGCUCUGAGCCAGCUCUCCAGACAGAAAGGAUCGGGUUCUGGUUUGGUUCACACAGCAGGUCACAAAAUUAAACUGAGACCUCAGAAAACAAACGUAGUAACAUUUCAUCGGAGGUGGCGCUCAUAUAGCCUCAGUAAUGUGAUAAAUCUCCACUUUAUGAGGAGAAUUACAACAUUAUUCAAACCUCAACUCAAAAUAAGUUAGGACGCUGCGUAAAAUGUAAAUAUAACCAAAAUGCAAUGAUGGUCUCAUCCAUCCAUAUUUUAUUCCCAGUACAACAUUAACAACACAUCAUUUUCCCAUCGGAUGGAAACAUGAGCGGAAGAGGAAAGGUCUGGACUGCAGGCAGGCCAGUUCAGCAGCCGGACUCUUCUCCUGUGAAGCCAUGCUGCUGUGAUGGAUGCAGGAUGUGGUUCAGCAUCGUCUUGCUGAAAUCUGGCCUUCCCUGAAA
Molecule: messenger RNA, 4550 nt
Organism: Melanotaenia boesemani (Boeseman's rainbowfish)
Lineage: Eukaryota; Metazoa; Chordata; Actinopteri; Atheriniformes; Melanotaeniidae
Gene: reck
Product: reversion-inducing-cysteine-rich protein with kazal motifs
Exons: 21
Coding region: 93-2957 (954 amino acids)
Biological process (GO): sprouting angiogenesis; blood vessel maturation; extracellular matrix organization
Cellular component (GO): plasma membrane
Molecular function (GO): protein binding; metalloendopeptidase inhibitor activity
Source: RefSeq, a predicted model, not a curated record